GAAAUCGCUGCGAUUCUUAUCAGUUUUGAUAAACACAAUGAAUGGCAAUCGAAAGAAGUCAAAACAAGACCGAAAAGUGGCUCUCUACUACUUUACUCACGUAAGAAGGUGCGUUAUCGACGUGACGGCUACUGUUGGAAGAAACGCAAAGAUGGCAAAACGACACGUGAAGAUCACAUGAAACUUAAAGUACAAGGCACUGAGUGCAUCUAUGGUUGUUAUGUACAUUCUGCCAUAUUGCCCACAUUUCAUCGCAGAUGUUAUUGGCUAUUACAAAAUCCCGAUAUUGUUUUGGUACACUAUUUGAAUGUGCCAUAUCCGGAUGAUAAUAAAAUGGCCGUCAUAGCGCCGAGCAUCAGUUUGUGGGGCGAUAAAAAAGAGUGGACAAAGGAGGAAUUGGUUAGCCAAUUGAAACCCAUGUUGUCAACAGUAACCUCAGAUGAUGAAUCGGAUUCCGGCAAUGAUAUUGAAAUAUCGACUGCCGAAACCGUUGAAUCUAUUGUCUGCCAGCUGAUGGAGAAACAACGUUUAUCCCGUCAAGCAGCUCUAGUCAAACAAUUGGAUUGUGGUUGUGGUGAUGCCUCGUGUGCCGAUGGUAAAACCUGCACCCAUCCCGUUAUGCGUAGACCCAGUUUAAUUAAAUCCACGAACGAGAAACGUUUGCCGGCUUCCAAUUCGGCUGAGAAUUUUGCUCAUGGUGGUAAUACGGCAGCCACGCCGAAUGUUGUUGUGGGGCCUAAGCUCUAUUCCCGCUGGUUGGAUAAGCGAGCCAUACGUGAUGCCAGCAAUGCCAUGGACACGCAAAACUCUCAUUAUACACAGCAACAACAACAGCAGCAGCAACAACAUCAUCAUGGUCAUGGUCAUCAUGCGCCGACUCAGCAGCUGCCACAAGAAUCCGCAAUUAAAUUUCAAAUUAUUCCGCCACACAAUGAACAACAACAACAGUAUCGACAACAUCAUUACAAUGCUGCAAAUGUUGGCAACCAUCAACAGCAACAGCAAAUGAUGAAUAAUCGAAAUAAUUUAAUAAUGCAACAGCAGCAGCAACAACAACAGCAACAAAUGCAAACAAAUCAAACUAAUUUCAAUCAAAUGCAAGUCGUCAACAAUGGCAACAACAACACAAUUGUCAAUAAUGGUGUUGUUGUCAGUUCGACUGGUAGUAAUUUGCAACGUUACAAUAGUGCAACACAACUAAUGCAACAGCAGCAGCAGCAACAACAACAACAACAUCGUUUCCAAAUUGCCAAGACAACCGUUACUGCAAUGGAACACAGUGGCAAUAAUUCGAAUAAUGUCACAGCUAAUCAACAAACCGCAACCAUCUCCGCAGCAUCAUCACAAUCAGUGAUGUCGUCCACUCCCACAACAAGUCAAUCAAAUUUAAAUAAUGCCACUGGUUCUGGAGGUGGUGGUGGUGGAUUGGAUGUUAAUAUACUCAGUCAUACAACGAAUACAAAUUCGGCCAGCACUAACACCGGAGGAGGAGUUGGAGGUGUAGGUAGUAAUACUAGUAAUAAAAUCAACCACAACCACACAAAUAUCAAUGCAACUGGAACAACAACAACAACUGCUGGUUUGCAUCAAAAGCAAAAUGAUUUAAAUACCAUAAAUAAUAAUGGCCCCAAUAAUAAUAACAACAACAACAAAUACACAACUAAUUACAAUCACAACAAAAACAAGAACAGCAGCAACAACAACAAUAUUAUAAAUUACAACAAAGCAAUAACAAUAAACAACAUCUACCACAGCACAUCCUCUACCGUUGAACCCAUGUGUAUGUCACCGGAACAUCAACCCUCCACAAUAACAUCCUCCACUGUCUUAUCUUCGCCAUCACAAAACUCACACCCCAACAACAGCAACAACAACAAUCAUCACACACAGCAUCACAAGCAACCGCAUUUAAUGAUGUCUUCAUCCGAUUCCAUUUCGGAAUCAUCAACGUCUCUCUCAUCAUCGUCGUCGUCUUCAACUUUGCCUGCAUCUGCAUCGUCACAGAAUUUUAUGGAUGUAAAUCAAAAGUCCAAUAAUAAUAUCGGUAGCACUACAACUACAACAACAGAAAAUACACAGAUGUCUUCGAACAACGAGCUAGAUACUUCCAAUAAUAAUAAAAAUCAUAAUAAUAAUAACAACAACAAUAAUACAAAUAAUGUGAACAACACUAACAACAACAGCAACAAUUUAACUGAAAACAACAACAGGAACAAUCAAUUAGAUGACUACAACAAUUGUACUAUUAAUAAGAAUCCAACAGGUUGUGCAGCAUCAUCAGACGCUUCCAAUUGUAACAACAAUUCCGUGUCACAACAAAUCCCCAAUCCCAAUUCCAAUCAAACGAACAGUAACAGCAACAACAACAAUGAUAAUGAUAAUUUACACAAUAAUAAUACGAAUAGCAACAACAGUAUAUCUAAUUCAAACACAAUUGGUUUUGAGAAUUUAGAAGAUGAACAGCAGCAACAACAACAUAACCAACUUGUGGCAACACAGCAACAACAACAUUCGCAACAAUCACAAGUUGCUCCAGCAGAAUUACAGGACACAUUGGGUUUCUUUAAUGAAACCCUGGAUUUGUCUCAUGAGGAUAUACAGAGAACGCUUAUAGCCAAUAUGCCCAAUGAGAACGCCUUAUUGAAUUCUUUGGAUUUCAUGAAUCCCAAUGGCGGUCAGCGUGUUGAAGCCGCAACCGAUAGACCACAAUGUGAACCAGAUCAAUUAUCGGCUGGAGCCGAUGCCGACGAUGAAGAUACCGAUGAUGUUUUCGCUCAUCUAGAUGCAUUUGAUAUGCUUGUCGAAUUUCCCGAACUGGAUUUGGAUGAUAAGCAGGCCUUGUCAAAUACAGCCCUGGAACAGGCUGCAAAUGGUGUAACGGGUCAUCAUCACAUUGGAGGAGGACAUGCGGCCGUACCAUGUCCUCAAAAUUUACAAAAUCUUCCAAUAUAUGAAACUGCCAGUUCAGGACAUCCAGAUUUAUCAUGUAAUAAGAAAUUCUUGAAAAUCUGUGACUUUAGUCCCGACUGGUCAUACCCCGAGGGUGGUAUAAAGGUAUUGGUUGCCGGUCCAUGGUCUAUGGACUGCCAAUACACCGUUUUAUUUGACUCUCAACCUGUACCCACGGUAAUGAUACAAGAAGGUGUUCUGCGUUGCUAUUGUCCCGCCCAUGAAGUUGGUUUUGCCACAAUGCAGGUCUCUCUGGAUGGUUAUGUUAUUUCCGAUUCCGUUAUGUUCGAAUAUAAAAUGUCGGCCUGUCAAGAGGCUCCAUUCGACGAUAAUACCAAUGAUUGUCUGUACAAAUUUUCGCUGUACAAUCGUUUAACGACCAUUGAAGAAUCGCUGCAAGCCAAAUCGGAAAGUGUUGAAGCUUUACCAGCGUCUCAGCAAAUAUUCUCGCUACAGGGAAAUUUAGAAGAAAAAUUGGUUAGUUAUUGCCAUCAACUAACUAAGAUGACAUGGCAGAGUAAUGCCACGGCAAAUGGUAUUGCAUGGAAUGCCGGCUAUAAGGGUAUGACUUUGUUGCAUUUAGCUGCCGCUCUGGGCUAUAAUAAGUUAGUGUGCGCCCUACUAACGUGGCGUUCGGAAAAUCCUCAUAUCAUUUUGGAAACAGAAAUUGAUGCAUUCAGUCAGGAUGCUCAUGGUUAUACACCGUUGACUUGGGCUUGCUCCCGCGGCCAUUUGGAGACUGUCACCUUGCUAUAUAAAUGGAAUCAAAAUGCUUUGAAAAUCAAAAAUCAUGCUCAACAAACCCCAAUGGAUGUGGCUCAUGUUAAGGGCCACAAAUUGGUCGUAUCUGAAUUAUAUCGUUUGGAACACGAAUGCCAACGCAAACAAAGCAGAGGUUCUCUCAGUAGUUUAUCAAUAAAUCUUAACAAAUAUUCGCUAAGCAACGAUGAGAGCGAUGAUAAUCCCUCGUUUACAGUAUUUGAUACAACAGAUCCAUCGCAGCGCAGUCAUGAUGGUGUAUUUUUAAGACCAGUAGCAGUGAGCAGCAAUCAAAGUCCCCCAAAUAGUAGUCGCUUUUCGAAACGAUCAUCCAUAGAUAGUGGUAUUAGCAUGGAUAUUCGCAGUAAACCAGUUAAGACUUUUAAAGAUUUGACACGUUUACAUAGUUUGGAUGCACAUGACAAUUAUGGUGCUGGUGCUGGUGGCAGUGGUACUAUGGAAUCUCAAUUGGAUUCAAUUGCAACACCGGCAAAUACAACGAAUUCUUUACUAUCCCCAUUAAGGAAAAUGGAUUUUGCCUUAUGCGAAGUAUCAACUGGUGAUGCAAGUCCUUUGCCAGACAAAAGUAACGAUGAUGAUGAUACAUCAACGAUUGAUAACGAAGAUUGUUGCAACGAUGUUGUUGCAAUGCCCAAUAAAAAUAUCGAUGCUGUUGUAGGGGAUUCAGAUGCCAAAGUGUUAACACUUGCUGAACAUAUCAUAGCUGCUAUGCCAGAACGUAUUAAAAAUGAGGCUGAUGAAAUGAUGGUCUUGGGUAGCCCCAUGACAGAACCAUUAAAUUCCGAAUCAUCGGGUUUAAAUGAUAGUUUUAUGGAUCCCCUUUUGGAUUCACUGCCCAAUGCCCAUUUCGAUAAUGAAUUUAAUUUCGACUUCAACGAUCACACAUAUCGUUAUCAUGAAGUUAGUACACCCUGCUCUAGUCUAAGUCCUGCCAGUUCAGGACCACUGCAAUCACCGGCCAGCUAUUCAAUACUGGGUCAUGAUCCAUCAGUUAGUUCACCGAGUCCGCCACCAUCGACAAAACAACUGACGGAAUUUCUGCAUGCCUCCAGUAAUUCACAGUAUCCAUUUGAGGCUGAUUUUAGUAAAUUAACAUUAACAGACACCGAACAACGAGAACUCUAUGAGGCUGCCAAAUGCAUACAAAAGGCUUAUCGUUCGUACAAGGGCCGCCAGAAGUUGGAGGAACAAAAUAAGGAACGUACCGCCGCCAUUGUCAUACAAAACUAUUAUCGCCGCUACAAACAAUUUGCCUAUUAUCGUCAAAUGACCAAUGCCGCUUUAGUCAUCCAGCAUGGUUAUCGUUCGUAUUGUCGUAAUAAACGUUUUAAGAAAUCUCAAAACACCUCCACUAUGAUGGCAUCAGGUGGUGCGGCUUUACACAAUAGCGACAGUCAGGAUAGCACGAAUUCCCAGUGUCUGUCAAGCUUUUUUGAUAAUUUCGCCAAACAGGAACAGAAUGCUGAUAGUUCACCGCAAUCGUGUAGCACCCCGAAGGAAACAAGUCCUUCGGGUCCAUUAAAACGUACUUACUCACAAUCGACACAAAAUCAAGCUGCCAGAAAAAUUCAACAGUUCAUGCGACAAUCACGCAUUAACAUAUGGGAUGGAAAUUUAACAACGCUGACUUCAGAGAGAACGAGCCGAAAAAGAGAAGCUGGUGCACCAACGCAGGGCGGAAUACCUUCAAAACUUGCAGUAUCAAGGACAACAGGAAAUUGCCUGCCCAAUCGAAAAGAG
Musca vetustissima is the source of this 5469-nucleotide messenger RNA. RefSeq lists its product as uncharacterized. The record is from RefSeq and is a predicted model, not a curated record. Gene Ontology annotation, biological process: regulation of transcription by RNA polymerase II. The transcript is spliced from 21 exons. Gene Ontology annotation, cellular component: nucleus. NCBI's taxonomy places the organism in Eukaryota, Metazoa, Arthropoda, Insecta, Diptera, Muscidae. Gene Ontology annotation, molecular function: double-stranded DNA binding; transcription coregulator activity; protein binding. The annotation marks the transcript as partial.